This is a messenger RNA of Bactrocera neohumeralis, 2029 nucleotides long. RefSeq names its product ubiquitin-conjugating enzyme E2 variant 2 (gene Uev1A). The coding region runs from base 405 to 833 and encodes 142 amino acids. Lineage: Eukaryota; Metazoa; Arthropoda; Insecta; Diptera; Tephritidae. The transcript has 4 exons. Gene Ontology annotation, biological process: protein K63-linked ubiquitination; DNA damage tolerance. The record is from RefSeq and is a predicted model, not a curated record. Gene Ontology annotation, cellular component: nucleus.
UCCAUUGUAAUAGCAUUUUUGUUUUAAAGACACUACACACAUUGCUGAUUUACCACUGAAUCUUGUUAAAGUUAUAGAUUUACAGUGAUAAUUGAAUUAAAGGGAAUAAUAGAAUUGCUUUAGAAGAUUCAUUGGCAUCAUUUUUUGACAUUGGACAAUUGUUAUUGUUGAGUAUUUUGCGAAGGUGCUUCGAGUGUGAAGGAAAUAGUUGUCUACAGAAAUAUUACACACCCGUAAUUUAUUCUUUUAUUUGGCACAAGAGAAAGUGAGUAAGAGAUAUUCGCAAAGUGGUGCCACUUACGCGACAUUGUUGAAAAUAUUCGACGACGACGAGAAGAAAAAAGUUAACGGCGAGCAAAAAAGUCAGAGCGAAGAAGGUGGAACAAAAAUAGCAAAAGUCCACAAUGGCGAGCACCGGUGUUGUGGUUCCGCGAAAUUUCCGCUUGCUGGAAGAGUUGGAUCAAGGCCAGAAAGGCGUUGGAGAUGGCACGAUUUCAUGGGGCCUCGAAAAUGACGAUGACAUGACAUUAACACACUGGAUCGGCAUGAUAAUUGGCCCUCCUAGAACACCCUAUGAAAAUAGAAUGUAUUCCCUAAAAAUUGAAUGCGGCGAUAGAUAUCCUGAUGAACCGCCCGCAAUACGGUUUUUAACAAGAAUUAAUAUAAACUGCAUUAAUCAGAGCAACGGUGUGGUUGACCAUAGAUUAGUACCCAUGCUAGCCAGAUGGAAUCGGGAAUACACUAUAAAAUCAAUGCUCCAAGAAAUACGUAGAAUCAUGACUUGCAAAGAGAAUCUUAAAUUGGCGCAACCACCAGAAGGCAGCGUUUUUUAGUUGAUCACCUCAAUUGUCGUCACUGACAAUUCAGCAACAGCUGCCGCUACUGCCGUUGCCGCUGCUGAUGCUGUCGCCCUGCAGUUGCUGUCAUCAAAGUUGCCGAAAACCGAAGUCAUAAAUGUUCUACGUAAACGUCGUCGCCGUUGUAUAAGUCGCCACCACUUGAACGUCUUCUCAUCUGAGAACAUGUUAUUAUUAUUAUUAUUAUCAUUCUCUUAAAUUUAAUUAAACAAGUUGAACCGAAAAUGGAACCAUCAAAGAAAUAAAGUAACGAAAAUAGUAAUAAUAAUAAGUGGAAGAAAUUUAAACAAAUCUAAAAUAUCUAAAACAAAAAAAAAAAACAACAAAAACAAAAAGAAUAACAAGGCGAAACGUUGAGCAGUAGAAAGUAGGGGAAAAGAACUAUAGUAGUAACGAAAUAUGCAAAGAAACAUAGCAACUUACGAAUUCAUUAACACCAUAAACACUAGUAUCACACGCCUAUAAUACACACACGGCCGAGGAAAACAACUGCAUAACAUAAUUAAGAUUAUAAACGCAUUAAAUAUUUAUUAAUUAAUGAAAUAUUAACUUGAACAAUAGAUACAGAGGAAAAGCGUAAUAUAUUCAAUGUGCUGCAAAGAAAUUAUGCAAAGUAAGGAAAUGAAAUAAAGUAGCGAACGAUGUUAACAUUCAAGCGCGCCAAUGAGCGUGCAUCUAAAUGAAGCUUUUUAACAUUGAAAUCAAAUAGCACCAGCAGUAAAGUACCAUUCAUGGUGCAACACUAAGAGCCGGCAAUUUUCCGAUAGUGCGGCAAAGCUGCUGCAUAUAAAUUUGCUUUUAUUUUAAGUUCUAUUGAUUCGCACUGAGGGGUUCUCUUAAAUAUUGAUUUCUUAUAAUUUGACGUUUCACGUUAUAGACACUUUUUUUUUUCAAAUACGUUAAAUUUUUUCUCUGCUUACAAAAUUUAGAUAGAAUUUAUUUCAUUUCAUUCUUAUUUGUCUCCUUCUAGCCCAUUUUACUCUGAAUCGUGGGGGAAGUAUAACACUCAGUUGAAGACUACUUAAUGAAGCGUAAAUUGAAUGUAGAAUAAAUUACAUUUCCAUUCAGCUUCUAAAAGAAAAUGUAAAUUUCUUGAUUAUUUUCCUUAAUUACUAUAAAUAAAAUAAUACUUAAAACGUAAAUAAAUGCAUUAAAAACAAUACCUAAAAUAA